AAAAAAGAACACGUGACCAUGAUGGCGGCAUGGCGGCAGAGUUAGGUUUGAUUAGUUUGAUUACAACUGGCUUUCCUCUCGCUUGCACGGUUUGCAUUUUGAUGCUCUUUGCGGAUAACAUGUAUACAAUAUAAGCAUUCAACAACUAUCGCUAAUGCACGCAUCUUGCUCUUAGGAAGCCCGUUAGAUCGUUUUCUCCGGGGAACGGAGUCCGGGUGGUUCGUGAUCGCGCGAUUACCGGUCUUAAAAACACCAGUGAUCAUGGGUGUCACGAAUUUAUGGCAAGUGCUAUCAGGGGUCGCGGAAAAAGUUCAGCUCGAAGAUCUCGAAGGACAAACGGUCGCCGUGGAUCUGAGUGGUUGGAUCGUGGAGAGUCAGUCCGCAAAACAUCACACACCAAAUGGCUACAUCAGGAACCUCUUUUUUAGGUGCAGGAAGCUGCUCAGGCACGGAAUAAAACUCGUGUUUGUGCUCGAAGGCAAAUCGCCAGACGUGAAAAUGGACACCCUCUCUCAGAGGAGUCUGGCUCGCUUUGGAGAAGCGGAGCCCAGAAAGGUCUCGGCGUACAGGGCAGGACUGCACUUUCUCAGCAUGCAGUGCCGAGAGCUUCUGGACAUUCUUGGACUUCCCUGCAUCCAAAGUCCCGGCGAGGCGGAGUGCACGUGUGCUUUCCUCAACGAACGAAAGAUGGUGGAUGCUUGUAUGACUCAAGAUGGGGAUGCAUUUCUCUAUGGUGCCGCCACAGUCUACAGGAAGCUUAACAUUGAAGACAAGGAUCCUCACGUGUUGGCAUACAAGAUGGCCGACAUCGAGUCCAAGCUGGGCUUAAACCGCAAGAAACUGAUAGCGCUUGCGGUGCUCUCGGGCUGCGAUUACUUUCCGGGGCUUCAGAACGUGGGCAAGGAGACUGCACUCAAGUUCCUGUGCUCGCUCCAACACGUGGACGUCAUUGAGAGGUUGCGAAGCUGGUUCGUGGACAAAAAGUAUGAAAUGCUGGAAAGGAAGGUUGAUGCGGUGGUCAAAAAGCACUCGCAUUGCACGCACUGCCAGCACCUUGGAACGAGAAGUUUGCACCAGACGAACGGCUGUGAGGCAUGUGGUAGAAAGAAGGCGUGCCACUUGGUUCAGCCAGAAAGUGCGGACUGCAAGUGCGAGUGGCACGAGCAGUGGGUGAUCAAGCAGAAGUGGAAAGUGGAGCUUGAACUCAGGAAAAAGGCCAAGGAAGUCAAGACGUUUCCCCCAGAAGACGUUAUUCGAGAGUUUCUCAACAAGAACAACAAGGUUGAAAGAGUGGACGUCACCUGGACCCGACCCAAAACGUCCCAGUUCGAAAAUUUGAUGUCCAACACACUCAGGUGGAAAACUCAAGACAGUCGGGACAAUCUAUUUCCAUUGUUAACUUGCUGGCACUUACGGAACAAAAACAAUGACACCCGUGACACCGUCCUCAUGCCAAUAAGAAUCGUCAAGGAACGUGUCGUGCAGGGUGCCGACUUCUUCGAGGUUGAGUGGCAAGCUGAAGAUUUCGAAGGAACACCCCCAACCACAACCGAACCACAGACACUGUUUGAAGAAAAAUACCCAGAGAUGGUUCGGUGCUACAAUGAAAAGCUUGACCAACUGCGCAGAAAGAAAGUCACAGAACCCAAAAACAAGGACAUCCGAGAAUUCUUUCGAGUCUCCGCGAAAAAUCGAAACGGGAAGGAAGUUGUGGGCGACACCACUGAGAAAGAGAAGACAGCCAUUGAGCCAUUGCCAACACAACCCAGCGAGAGUAGAGGCAGGCGGGUGACACGGGUGCGGAAAUCAAAGCCGGCUGUAAAACAGACGAAACCCGUAGUGACAUUAGGGCGGUACUUCGAAAAAACCAGUGUCAAGAAAGAGGAAGAAUCGCUCAACAGCUCUGUGGACGAAUUCAGUGUUCCACUGUCUCAACGCAUCGAGAAGGAACACAAGAACGCCACAACCGCUGCAACGACGACAACGGAGCAGGUCGGAAAAGCCAAAGAACGAAAAACGAAGAGCCCUCGCAAAUUGUCGAAGCCAGACGCAUUCAAGAUAUCGCUCUCGGAUUCGCUGAAGCAGGGAUUCGCGGAGGAAUCUCAGUCGCGGCCCAGCACGAAUGACAAAGCGGAGGAGAAUGCGUUGUAUGCCGGUUGUACGCCCCCGAAACGUAGGAAUGCUUCCUACGAGAGCAAAAUGUUCCGCGACGCAGGAGAACCUGACGAACGUAAAUCAGGUAGGCGUAGACUUUCUUUCGACACACCACCGUCCACUCCUUUCGCUGAAGCGAGUCAGCGGGGCUCGGAAACUCCGACUACAGAUACGGAUACGUUUCCGACUCAGAGUACUCCGCUGUCAUUCCUAAGCCAAGAGAAGGGGGGGUCGAGUGUCAUAGACGACGCGUUCCCUUUCGGGGGUGGCAGUUGUGACCAGUCGGCUCCGUUGUUCGACUCUAUGGUGUCGCUCGAAGGCAGCCCCAGCCUCAUAAAGGCGGUGCAUCCAACAGUGAUAGAGAUAUCCGACGAUGACUGUUGAGGUGAUUAACCGCCACUGUCGUCACGCAAAAACCCUCGUGAUCGUGUUAACUAUAUUUUAUCAUAAUCGUUUGGAUCGUUGACCGAGUUUUGAAAUGUGUAUACUGUUCUGCCUCUGUAUAACCACCCCUGUGUUUGUGGGACCAAAAAUAAUGUUGAGUUGAUUUUAGCCAUUUAACAAGCAUGAAGUCUUGAACAUGCUUUUUUAGUCAUGUGAUACCCAAGACUGUUGGUUUGAAGUACAGAAUGCUUGGUUUCAUUGAGAGAGUAGUUAAAAAAGGCUUUUUGUUUUACAAGGAAACAAAAAGGCAUCCAUAUGCUUCAAAUCACAAUGUUUUUUAUUGCGUGUACACAAAAAAACCAAAACCUUUUGAAUAAAUCAAAUGUGUAAGCAAAAAAAUUUUUUUUUUUUUUUAAUGGGUUAAAGUGUGCAUUGAUGUUGCUCUAAAACAACCAUCUGUGCCAUUUUUUAACAAAAACAACAUGAGCACUUCUUUGGCAUAAAAACAAGCACAAAGUGAGCAUCUUUCAUCCAGAAUUUUAUGAAGACCAGGCCAACAAAGCAGAAUCUGUUUUCAAAAAGUAGCUUAGCAGCAUUGUGCACAAAGAUGCAUUAGAAAUAAAAAAAGGAAAA
Molecule: messenger RNA, 3171 nt
Organism: Ixodes scapularis (black-legged tick)
Lineage: Eukaryota; Metazoa; Arthropoda; Arachnida; Ixodida; Ixodidae
Gene: Gen
Product: flap endonuclease GEN homolog 1
Exons: 12
Coding region: 262-2538 (758 amino acids)
Molecular function (GO): 5'-flap endonuclease activity; four-way junction DNA binding
Source: RefSeq, a predicted model, not a curated record